AUGAAGACCUUCACCCGCGAAGCCGUCCGCGACCAGGGCUCCUCGGUGGACAACCCGUGGUGCAUCAUCGACACGGUCGUCUAUGACCUCUCCGAACUGCUCGACACCCACCCGGGCGGCGAAGCUGUCCUGCGCCAGGUCGCCGGCCAGGAUGCCACGUCCACCUUUUACAGCCUACACCGCCAGGAGGUCCUCGCGUCGUACUCCGAACUCGUCAUUGGCUCCAUCGAGGGGGAGAAGCCCCAGAUCAUCACACCACAGCCCGGCGACCUGAGCCCCGUGCCGUACGCGGAACCGCUGUGGCUGCGAGGCGAGCCCUUCCGGUCGCCGUACUACAACGACAGCCACAGGCGACUGCAAAAGGCCGCACGGGUGUUCACGGAUCGCUACCUGGUGCCCGAGGCCAAGGAAUGCGAAGCCACGGGGAAACUGCUCAGCCAGGAACUCAUCGACCGCAUGGAGAAGGUCGGGCUGCUCCGCAUGCGCCUGGGGCCAGGAAAACACUUGCAUGGGCGCAACCUCUUUGACGGCGCUGUCGAGGGCGAGGAGUUCAACUACUUCCAUGUGGUCAUCCUCGCGCAGGAGAUGGCGCGGCCCAUGGCCAGAGGCUUCCAAGACGCCAACAUGGCCGGCAUGACUAUUGGUCUUACGAUACUGCUGAACUUUGGGCCAGAAAACGAGUGGAAGACGAGAAUAUGCGAUGAAGUGUUCAGUGGGCAGACGAAGCUAUGCCUCGCCAUCACAGAGGCAUUCGCUGGCUCGGACGUGACGAGCAUACGGACGACCGCGGAGAAAACGCCCGAUGGGAAACACUACAUUGUCAAUGGCACCAAGAAGUGGAUUACCAACGGCACGUGGAGCGACUACUUUGUCACGGCCGUGCGCACGGGCGAGGGCAUCAGUGUCAUCCUCAUCGAGCGCGGCGAGGGCGUCGACACAAAGUCCAUCAAGACGUCCUACUCGUCCACCGCCGGCACCGCACUCAUCACCUUUGACAACGUCAAGGUGCCCGUGGAGAACCUGCUCGGUAAGGAGAACGACGGCAUCCGCAUGAUCUUCAGCAACUUCAACCACGAGCGGUGGGCCAUGUGCUGCAGCGUGCUGAGCCAGUGCCGGGUCGUGGUCGAGGAGUGCCUCAAGUGGGCGAACCAGCGCAUCGUCUUCGGCAAGCGGCUCCUAGAGCAGCCCGUCAUCCGGCAAAAGCUGGCCAAGAUGAUUGCUCUCGUGGAGUCCAACCAGUCCUGGCUCGAGUCCAUUACUCACCAGAUGUGCAAUAUGCCGUACGCGGACCAGGUUCGGCAUCUCGCUGGCUCCAUCGGCCUGCUCAAGAUGAGCUGCACGCGCGCGGCGCAUGAAAUCGCCGACGAGUCAGUCCAGAUCUGGGGCGGUCGUGGUCUCACGCAGACGGGCAUGGGCCGUCAUAUCGAAAUGUUCAACAGGACGUACAAGUUCGACGCCAUCCUGGGCGGGGCGGAGGAGGUCGUGGCGGAUCUUGGCGUGCGGCAAGCGAUAAAGAAUUUCCCAAAGGCGAUGCUAUAG
Emericellopsis cladophorae is the source of this 1539-nucleotide messenger RNA. RefSeq names its product Acyl-CoA dehydrogenase-like protein. Lineage: Eukaryota; Fungi; Ascomycota; Sordariomycetes; Hypocreales; Bionectriaceae. The transcript is spliced from 3 exons. Gene Ontology annotation, molecular function: acyl-CoA dehydrogenase activity; flavin adenine dinucleotide binding. Bases 1 to 1539 code for a protein of 512 amino acids. The record is from RefSeq and is a predicted model, not a curated record.